Messenger RNA from Trichomonas vaginalis G3, 1557 nucleotides. RefSeq lists its product as uncharacterized. Lineage: Eukaryota; Parabasalia; Trichomonadida; Trichomonadidae. The record is from RefSeq and is a predicted model, not a curated record. The transcript has a single exon. The coding region runs from base 1 to 1557 and encodes 518 amino acids.
AUGAAUGAAUUUUUUUCAAAAUUUAUCGGGAAAGGACCGACUUCUGGUUCCAUCCAAGAAAAAAUAACUAGUACAUGGACCAGCUUAUGCAACCAAACUCUAAAGAAUACUCAACAGAAUCUAAUAAAUUCUCAUGAAUUAAUUAUUACUCUUAUUGCCGAGAUUAAAGAAGGAAUUGCCAGUGGAUUGAUCAACAUUGUUUCACAAGUUCUUGAACAGAACAAAAUUCCAAACAAUUUAGUUAAAUUCGCCUUAGCAAAUAUUCCUCACGGAUUUGUUGAUGAAGUAUCAUUUUUCUUUACAGAAAUUUCAAAGAUACAAGAAGCGCAGUUCCUUACACAGCCAUUUCUUAUCAAACCAUUAAAUGAAUUUAUAGAAAAUGCGCAGCCAAUCAAUUCAGAACAGUUCAACAGGCUUAUUGAAACCCUUAUUCUUCAUAUUACAAUAGUUCCGGAUGAUAUUCAGUCAUUUAUUGAGUCAGAGUCUUCAGCUCCAUUAAUCCAUCAAUUUACACAACUUGUCGUUUCCAAAUAUCAAGUAAUGGGUGAUGCUCUAUUGCAAAUCCUCAGUUCUUCCAAUUCUAUUCCAAAUCUCCUUACUUUCAUCACUACAUAUUCUCCAUUAGUUGCUACAUGCGUUGAAUUCAUCAGAGACUGCUUAGAUUCGAAAGCUACUGAUGCGUCAAAGCAACAGUUCCUAUCAUCGAUCGACAUGUCCCUUUCUGUUGCCCCACAAAUUUAUGUUGAUUCAUUUUCGAAGUAUUUCUCAGACAAUUUACUUCGUCCAUGCAUAAUUGAAGAGAAAACAGAUAAAUCUUUGCCCAAUGCUAUAUAUAUCCUUGCAUCUUUCUCUUCUUUACAAGUAAUUGGAAAUUUGAUCGAAUAUCUUGUCAAAAAUCUUCCUGAAUUCAUCAAAUCUACAAACACUGAUGUCCAAUAUCUUGCUCUCCGUGCAUCAACCAUUGUUUUAGAGCAUGCUUUCCCUGAACUUCCUCAAUCUCCUUCUGAAUUCAAAGUUUCUUUUGAUUUCAUGAGCCUUUUCAACGCAGAAUGGUUCGUACAGUCCGAUAUCAAUAAGCAGCUCGCAGAAGCAAGACCACGCGUCUCUUUGGCAUUGGCAAAAUCUCAAACAACAUAUUUGAAUGGUAAAAAAUUCAAUUGUUCAGAAAUUUUCAAUGCCUCCCUCUCAAUUCUUGACAACUUUGUUUCCAACGAAAUCAGAGUCAAUUGCGCUGUUACAGAGUUGUUGAUUACGCUUGCAUCAGUGUGGAGUAAUGAUGCAACAUAUUUGAUGCUUUGUGCCGAGUGUCCGAACGGAUUAUUCGAGUCUACAAAGAAAUUGGGACAGUUCUUCAAGGCGAGAAUUGGCGGAAGACAGUCUGUGCAGCAGCUGAUAUCGAAUGCAUACGAAAUGGAGCAACAAAACAAAGCUCCAAAUGACGAAGAAGAAUUAUUGUUCAGAAACUUAGUUGUCGCUUUGGAAUUCGUGAAAGAACUCCAUGCAACGGCUCAGUCGAAGAAUAUGAUCAACCAGAGUGAACAAAUUGUUCAAAUGUAA